AUGAAUUUGGCGUUUCUCGCUCCAACAGUCGCGCUUUUGGCCGCGGUUGCCGGCCGCUGUUCUUCCAGCAGCGUGCCGUCAUUCAUCCCGCCGUUCACCGACUGCGCGCAGAGCCGUGGGAAAGACGAUUUCUACCGGGGAGCGAUAGACGUCACCGAGUCCGGCACCCGGUGCAUGAACUGGACCGAAGUGGCCGGCUUCAGGGAGCGCUACCCGGGCAAAGGAAUAGGCGAGCACAAUCACUGUCGCAACCCGGACGGCAGGAUCCGACCCUGGUGCUUUUUCAGGAACCACAGAGGCAGGGUGGACUGGGGGUACUGCGACUGCAAACAAGGGUCAGUGCGUCUGCACGGAGGCCGCUCCAAGCUAGAUGGCAGGGUGGAAGUCUAUCUGGGAGGAGUGUGGGGGUCUGUCUGUAGCGAUGACUGGGGGGAUGAAGACGCUGCAGUGGUUUGCAGACAGCUUGGCAAGGGGAUCUCUGGUCGUGCACGUGCAGUUUCCCUUUUUCGUCCAGGCAUGGCCAAACUCCAUUGGAGGGCGGUGCAUUGCCAGGGAGACGAGCCAGACUUGCUCCAGUGUCCCACGACUACGUGGAACGGAGGGGAGUGCUCUCUGGCUGCAGCUGUUACCUGCACCCAACAGAAAGUAGUGACGCUCCCUAUACGGCUGGUGGGAGGUCGAUCAGGGUCGGAGGGCACAGUAGAGGUCUUCCAUGCAGGGCAGUGGGGUUCCAUAUGUGACGACCAAUGGGACGACAGCGAUGCAGAGGUGGUGUGUCGACAGCUGGGACUGAGCGGUGUAGCAAGGGCAUGGGGCCAGGCACAUUUUGGCAAGGGUUCAGGCCGUGUGUGGCUGGACGAGGUCCGUUGCACAGGCAAUGAGCUCACGCUGGAGCAGUGUCCAAAGAGCACUUGGGGGGAACACAACUGCCAGCACGCCGAGGAUGCAGGAGUAUCCUGCAACCCUCUUACAGAUGGUACUGUUAGGUUGGUAGGGGGUACAGGGAGCCACGAGGGACGUUUAGAAGUCUUCUACCGUGGUCAGUGGGGGACAGUGUGCGAUGACGGCUGGACAGACUCUGCCACACAAGUAGUGUGUCGACAACUUGGUUACAGGUUAGGCGAGACUCUGCCUUGUGAAGGACUAGACAUCACCCCAGUCCCACGCUUUGGGGUGGGGUCAGGUCCCAUUCUUUUGGAUGAUGUGAGCUGCACAGGGAAAGAACCUAGCCUAUUGCUCUGCAACAGGAAGGAGUGGCUCCGUCAUGACUGCACACACCAUGAAGAUGUUAAUAUCGCAUGCAGCCCUGAGCGCAAUGGAGAGAGUCUUCCAACUAGUGUGCCAGUAAGGCUUGUGGGAGGAGAGAGCCCAAGGGAAGGCCGGGUGGAGCUCUAUCUGUCCGGUCAAUGGGGGACCGUGUGUGAUGAUGGAUGGACUGAUCAUGACGCUGAGGUGGUGUGCCGACAGCUCGGCUACAAUGGUGUGGCAAAGGCCCGUGUGAUGGCAUAUUUUGGGGAAGGGACAGGACCCAUCCAUGUGGACAACGUAAAGUGCAGUGGCGAGGAGCGUUCGUUAGCAGACUGCAUCAAACAGGCACCUGGCACACAUAACUGUCGCCACAGUGAGGAUGCUGGGGUUAUCUGUGACUAUGGUGAAUCACAGCCCAGCUACAAAGAGGUCAAAGAUCCUGCCAACUCAAUUUGUGGUCUGCGGCUCAUACACACUCGCCAGCGCCGGAUCAUAGGAGGCGAAAACUCUCUGAGGGGUGGCUGGCCAUGGCAGGCUGCGAUCCGUUUGCGAGGCUCCCGAGGAGAUGGGAGGUUGGUGUGUGGAGCGACUCUCAUCGACUCCUGCUGGGUCCUUACCUCAGCACACUGCUUCAAGAGGUAUGGAAACAGCACCAGGCAGUAUAAAGUCAGAGUGGGCGACUACCACUCCCUCGUCCCUGAGGAGCACGAAGAGGAGUAUGGCGUUGAUCAAAUUAUCCUCCACCCAAGCUACCGCUCCCACAGCAAUGAUUACGACCUGGCCUUGGUACGUCUGUCACCGGGGGCAGUGGGCCAGAUGCCAGGAGAGUGUGUUACAUUCAGCCAUCAUGUCCUUCCCGUCUGUCUGCCCAUUAGGAAAGAGAGAGUAGUCAAACAAGCCAGCAACUGUCAUAUAACCGGCUGGGGUGACACAGGUCGCUCAUACUCCAAGACCCUACAGCAGGCCCCCCUCUCCCUGCUGCCCCGUCGCCUUUGCCAGCAGCAUUUCCACGGCGCCUUCACAAACCGAAUGCUCUGUGCUGGCAGCAUCCAGUCGGAGAGGCGUGUGGACAGUUGCCGUGGUGACAGUGGAGGUCCGCUGGUGUGUGAGCGUCCAGGUGGGGGUUGGGUGGUUUAUGGGGUCACGUCCUGGGGUCACGCCUGCCGGACGCAGCAGUCCCCAGGUGUCUACACCAAAGUCUCUGCCUUCAGGUCCUGGAUAAGCAAGGUGAUUCGACGUGAUGAGAAAAAGCGAUGAAAAGAAAAUGUCAAACUGAAACAACUGACCUUAGGAAGAUCAGAAAGAAUGACUCUCGAGACUUACUCGACUGGUCGGGUGACACCUGAUACAACAAUACCAGUCAUGACUAACCGAUGUCACAAUGUUAUGACCUGAUUAUCCAGUGAUUUCAAACGAAGAGGACAAAAAGGGCAACACUGGACUUCUUUCCCCUGGAAACGUUUUACAUGUUUUUGGCGAGGAGGACAUAUCUCUUCUCUCAUCUCAGUCAUUAGCACUUAUUUUAAUGAUUUAAUAUUCUCAUGAGCUGCAAGACUUUGGAUAGUAUUAAAUCUCAACUCAAGAAAAUGCCCUAACUUAAAUAUAUUUGUGUUGUUUCUUGUGACAUUGCAUACCACACUAUAAUGUUUUUUUUAAUUUCAGGAAUGUUUUCUUUUCUUGCUUUUGUUAUGAGGUUUUAUUGUAAUUGAUGAUAUAAAAUAUGUGAGUUAGAAUGCUGAAAAGGGACCACAUACAUACAAUAUACAAGCAUGCCCUCGUGCAUACAAAGUAAGUAAUGGUAUGGUACGAAUUUGCAGACUUGCACAGAGAACCCUCAUUAGGUACUUAAUGCAUGAUAUUCAGUGCUUUUGUGUUUAGCACUCUAGUCAUAUUGACAUUUGCCAAAGUGAAUUAUGUCUUUACACCUCACUUCGUUCUUGUAAUGUAAAGUUUCUCUAUUAUGCUCUUUGUUUUACUUUGUGUAAAAAACAGAUUUCAGGUCUUAGUAAUUACUCAGGCAUUUAUAAUUUAUAUCCAAUCAGUAUAUGUCCUUGUCACAGUGCUGUUUAACAUUUGCAGAGAAAGGAACAGACGGAAGUGUUCCUGAAUCAAAGCACACAACAGUAUUAGUUAGUCUUGAUUUGUUAUGUUGACACAAUGAAUUCAUGUUCUUUUGUCCUGAUGGGAUUGUUCAGUGUCGUCAUGGUUUUUACUACACUGAGGGAAGACAAUCUGGUACACUUGAAAAACAAAAACAGACACCACACUGCCUUCUCAUUUGGUUUUUACUGACUGUGUGCUAUGUUUUAAUGUACUGUAACAUUUCUUCAUAAACUA
This is a messenger RNA of Xiphias gladius (swordfish), 3585 nucleotides long. It is a transcript of the gene prss12, whose product is annotated as serine protease 12. Bases 1 to 2505 code for a protein of 834 amino acids. The record is from RefSeq and is a predicted model, not a curated record. Gene Ontology annotation, biological process: proteolysis. Gene Ontology annotation, molecular function: serine-type endopeptidase activity. Gene Ontology annotation, cellular component: membrane. The transcript has 13 exons. NCBI's taxonomy places the organism in Eukaryota, Metazoa, Chordata, Actinopteri, Istiophoriformes, Xiphiidae.